Molecule: messenger RNA, 918 nt
Organism: Dothidotthia symphoricarpi CBS 119687
Lineage: Eukaryota; Fungi; Ascomycota; Dothideomycetes; Pleosporales; Dothidotthiaceae
Exons: 1
Coding region: 1-918 (305 amino acids)
Molecular function (GO): RNA binding
Source: RefSeq, a predicted model, not a curated record
AUGGCACCAACAAAAAACCACCUAAUCUUCGUCAAAAACGUGCCCUCCGACACAGCCCGGAAAGCAAUCCCCAGACUCUACGCACAAUACGGAGCCGUAGAAUACACCAACAUCUACGCCGCAUCAUCCAUCACGACGGUGAUGAUCGGUUUCCAGACCAUGCAGGAGGCUGUCUACGCGCAGCAGGAUACCGACGGUAUGAAGCUUGAUAACGUUAUACUGCGUGUUGAGCGGUACCAUAAGAAGCAAUCUGUGCGGUUUCUUCGCGAGCGGAGGAGGGCGGGUGGGCUGCUGGGGGAUGAAGGUGGGGAUUAUGAGGAUGAGGGUGCGGAUAUACAUGAGGAGCCUGGAAUGACACCCGAGGUGAUUCCACCUCCUGUCAAACCGGUGGCUCUGCCUGUGCGGAAAGUCGCUCCGGCGAAUGGCUCGUGGGCGCGUGUCGCUGCGGGGUCUGGUCCUUUAGGUGUAGUGUAUGCGUCGACUGCCCGUUGUGAAUUGUCUUCGAAAGCUCCUGUGGUUGUGGACUUCAGCACGGCGGCAACUUCGAUAGGCACUGUCGUUGCUUCAGAUGUUGGAUCCGCUGUAGCGACUGGUUCUCGUCACUCGAAGUCCAUAAGUAUUACAAGAAAGAGCGCACAUACUAACUUUCACGAUAGGUCCUCGGCUUCUGAUGUACUUUUCGACGCCAAUGAAAUCGAUGCUGGGGAUGCAGCGGGAGAGGAGUCGGUGCACUUCCCGGAAGAUACGAAUCAGACGCAAGACGUAAGGGAAAGAACAAAUACAUCUGAGCCGAGGGUGAGUGACACGGGGAAUCGACUGGAACAAUGGGGAAUGCUCGCAUGGCCUGUGGACACCACCGAAUACAUUCAGCAGCGCCAUAGCGAGUCAUGCUCGUUCUGCCAGAUGAGACGUCGGUAG